Messenger RNA from Pseudomassariella vexata, 1156 nucleotides. RefSeq names its product RmlC-like cupin domain-containing protein. Gene Ontology annotation, cellular component: intracellular anatomical structure. The record is from RefSeq and is a predicted model, not a curated record. NCBI's taxonomy places the organism in Eukaryota, Fungi, Ascomycota, Sordariomycetes, Amphisphaeriales, Pseudomassariaceae. The transcript has a single exon. The coding region runs from base 230 to 886 and encodes 218 amino acids.
CCUUUAGCCAGUGUGAGCGUACUAUGUACGUGAGUGAUAAUAUCAGGAUUAAUGCUAAUUUGUCGUCGAUUUUUCGACCAUUACUCUCAACACGGAGCAUUUGGGAGAGAACUGUUCAUACGCAGAAAACCCUCCACCCAAACAUGCUUUUUCUUGUGCUUCCAAUAUCGACACCUGUGUCGUGAAUUCCGGAGUCAGUCCAGUGCAUCUUGACUCACGACCAUACACAAUGGCCACAACAGCCAUCAAGUCAUUCUUCUCUGCUUCCUUUCCGCCACCUCCAGAAUCGAGCUCCACAUCAGCUCUCAUCAAGACCCUCUCCAUGAUUCCACAUAUAGAAGGCGGCUACUUUACCGAAACAGACCGAGACCCCCUGCUCAUUUCCUCCCCUUUCCCUCUCAACCCAGCAUCAGAGUUGAUGCCGCAACGGGAGGGCUUCGACCCUCGCUACCGCAACGCCUCCACCAGCAUCUACUACCUCCUUACCCCGUCGUCUCCUCAGGGCAAUUUCCACCGCAACCGGGGACGGACUGUACACACGCUGCACCGAGGACGUGGGAUAUAUGUGCUCAUUCAUGCCGAUGAGGAGGAUGUCGAGUAUGAGGGCGGCGGCAGGGGGAAGCGGGUUGAGUCGUUUGUCGUGGGUCAUGAUGUGGCGAAGGGGGAGCGGUUGCAGUGGAUUGUAGAGGGUGGGAAGUAUAAGGCCAGUUUCUUGCUCCCAGAUCAAGGGGCAGAGGGUCAGCAGAGUGGUGUGUUGUUGAUCUCGGAGACAGUCGUUCCUGGGUUCGAGUAUUGUGAUCAUGAUUUUCUGGUUGCGGAAGGGUUGAAAGUGCUUGUUGGGUCUGAGCAGGCGGAGAAACUGGGCUGGCUCGUUAGGAAAAGCUGAUGUUGGGACUUGAUUUCCAGUUGAGCAAAUCUUCUUUUGGGUUGGGCGAGGAGUGUAUGCGCCCCUGUCUGUACAGCUAGAUUUGAUAUGAUGAACUUGUUAGAAAGGCCCAAUCGUGACCCAAGAGCUCUCUUUUCGACCCUAUCUGGACUUGUUUUCAGAUUGACCAUGCCUUUGUUGUGGUGAGCCAGAAAAGCAGUAGUUGGAAGUGGUUCGAAACUCGCGUGUAUAUAAGUGCAUUCCCAUCUGUUCUAACCACGUAUGGAAGAA